GUGGUCGAAAUGGUUAUGGUGCAAAGCUGUGCAAUAUAUUCAGUACCAAAUUUACAGUGGAAACAGCAUGCAAGGAAUAUAAGAAGCUUUUUAAACAGACAUGGACUGUAAAUAUGACUAUGGCAGGAGAGACAAAAUUGAAGCAUUUUGUUGGCGAGGACUUCACACGUGUUACUUUCCAGCCUGACCUGUCCAAAUUUAAAAUGACUGUAUUGGAUAAAGAUACUGUGGCUCUUAUGUCUCGCAGAGCCUAUGAUAUUGCAGGAACAGCUAAAAAUAUCACAGUAUUCUUAAAUGGAAAGAAAUUACCUGUCAAAGGAUUCCGUAGUUACGUAGACAUGUACAUAAAAGAUAAAGUGGACGACACUGGCAAUGCACUGAAAGUAAUCCAUGAAAAAGUUAAUGACCGGUGGGAAGUGUGUCUAACCAUGAGUGAAAGGGGUUUCCAACAAGUUAGUUUUGUCAAUUGCAUUGCAACGACUAAGGGUGGCAGACAUGUAGACUAUGUUGCUGACCAGAUUGUCAAUAAACUCAUAGAUGUAGUAAAGAAAAAAAACAAAGGUGGGGUUGGAGUGAAGCCUUUCCAG
Molecule: messenger RNA, 587 nt
Organism: Notechis scutatus (mainland tiger snake)
Lineage: Eukaryota; Metazoa; Chordata; Lepidosauria; Squamata; Elapidae
Source: RefSeq, a predicted model, not a curated record